Messenger RNA from Aethina tumida (small hive beetle), 1212 nucleotides. RefSeq lists its product as uncharacterized. The transcript is spliced from 8 exons. Gene Ontology annotation, biological process: synapse organization. Gene Ontology annotation, cellular component: neuron projection membrane. Lineage: Eukaryota; Metazoa; Arthropoda; Insecta; Coleoptera; Nitidulidae. Bases 1 to 1212 code for a protein of 403 amino acids. The record is from RefSeq and is a predicted model, not a curated record.
AUGUUGCUUUCGUUGUGGAAAAAGUCGACGGUCGUUUUCUUCGUCGGCCUCCUGGCCCAGUGCUACGGUUCUGACAAUGAGACGACGACAUUUUUAUCAGAGGAUGUUUCAGUGCAAACGGAGACCGAGCCGGGCUCCGAAACAGUCGCUCAUCUGGCCUCAGAUAUUCCUGCCAACACAGCGGGAGGUCCGGCCCCUUUCUUGUCAGCAUCAACGGAAAGCACUUCUAGUUCAGAAUACUCAACUAAGGCCAGCGAGCCUGUACGUCAUGGUUUCGGUAGAGGACUUCCUGCUCCCCAUUACCACCUGCCCGAUUCCCGGUGGGGUCCUUUUUUCGAGGAGGGUCCCGAACCGCAUAAUAUCACUGCAAGAGUCGGAUCCACUGUCAUGCUCGACUGUCGAAUAGGAUUGCUCCAGGAUAAAACUGUGACUUGGCUACAUCAUAAAGAGGACUCGAUCCACUUGCUUACAGUCGGCCGUGGCGCUUACAGCAGCGACGACCGCAUCACUCUUAGUUUCCGGUAUCCGAACAACUAUCGUCUGCAAAUCGUUUUCGUCACCAGACGCGACGAGGGACUGUACGAGUGUCAGGUGGCCACGCAUCCGCCCAAAGUCAAAAGGAUUUUCCUUAAAGUCACAGCUCCUGAAGUGAGGAUAGAGGAUGAGUCGGGGCGUCAGGUUACCGAACGCUAUUAUAAAGCGGGUAGUUCCCUAGAAUUGACGUGUCACGCCACUCAAGUUGGGGGACCCUCCAAAGACCACCCAAUCACCUGGAGACACGGCGAGGGCACUCUAACGAAAGGUAUCAGCUCGAAUAUGUCGACAACCACAGACACAGCGAUCUCAACAUUGACCGUUAUACCGUUGGAGAAAAGGCAUUCAGGAAACUACACGUGCGCCGUCGGAGCCCUUGCGUUCGCCACAGUGGCAGUACACGUUCUUAACGGUGAACUGCCGGCGGCGGUCCAUCAUGGAAACGGCGUCGCCUGGGGCGAGGAGUCGCCGCUGAUGAUUUUCGCGAUCGUCGGCUCGCUGCUGCUGUUGAAGAUCAGAUGUGCGGCUUCAAAAAUAUCCACGUUCGAUAUGGGAAUUAGUUCGAUGUUUCGAAACGGUUUAACAGUCACAAAUCGCAAGGAGAACGGUUUGGAGGACGUGUUUAUUUACAAAAGGGGAAAGGCAGUGGCAAAAGCGGUCCCCAAAUAUUAUAGGUAA